AUGAGCCAUCUAGAUCCAAGGUAUCAAUUAUCUAUUAUUUAUUUUUCAAAAUUUUCAUUUUGUUUAUUAUUCAGUUCAUUAGCUACAUAUAAUUCUCUAGCUGAUCCAAAUUUACAAAGUUUCUUUAGUAACGAACGUAUUCGGUCUCAUUUAAGACAUGCUGGAUUAAUUUCUGGUCGAGGAGAGAUUAUAUCCGAGGGUGAAUAUCGAUCAAGAUUAGUACAACGUGAACAUGUAAAACAUGUUCGACAUAUGCUUGCUGAAAAUAUUGUAAAUAGAGCUGUUGAUAUGGAACGAACACGACAAGCUGAAGCGAAACGUCAAUAUGAAAUGAUAGCAAAAGCAGCUUUAGUGAAUAAUAUUAAAGAAUCGAAAAAACGUGGUGGAAACAUAUCUGGAUUAAUGACGAAUUCAACUGAUAUGGCUCUACUAUCAAUUGAUUCAUCUUGUACACAAAUACGACCAAAAAGCGCUAAUCAGCAAAAUGAAAUGCACAAUGAACAUGUUCGUAUUUCUCGGUUACAAUCGGCUCACUCUAGUGAUGAUUAUUGUGUAAAAUAUCCAUCUAAAAAUCCUAAUCGUCGUCUUCGCCGUCGUCGUCGUUCUUUUCAACGACUAAAAUCGUCAAAUCAACGACCUCAUUUACCAAAUAAAUAUAUCGAUUCAUGUACAUCAUCUCCGUGUCAAAUAACAAUGGUUUAUUAUGGUCCACAUACAAAAGUUGAUUAUGAUCAUUUAGUAUUUGAACAAAUUGAUGAAAUAAUAGUUAUGCAACAACAUUGUGGAGGAGAAAAUUUAAUUGUUUAUAAAAAUUAUCUUAAGCCUGGAGGUUUAGUAUUAUAUUCUUUUUUUUCGUCUACUUUCGACAUUCAUUUUAAUAUUAAUUUAGCUCUAUUUACAUUUGAAUCUCGUCGUCAUUCAGAUUAUCCAUUUGGUUUAUCAUUAUAUGUUAAAGGUUUAAUUGAUAGUCGAAUUUCAACAUGUUGUGAAUAUAAACAUCGUCAUGGUGUUAAAUUAGGUGGUGAUCGAGGACAUUUUGCAAUUAAAUCAGUACAUGGAUCAAAACCAUGUAUUAGAUGUCUUUAUGAGAAACAAGCACGUUUAAAAAAAUAUGCUCAAUCACCAAAAGAAAGAGAUGAUGAAAAUAAACUACCAAUAACGAUUUCAUUACCUGUUUCGGAUGAACCAAAAAUGAAAGAAACUUCUGUAAAAAUACCUAUUAGAUAUAAAGGUGCCGAUAAUAAAAAAAUACGCAAUUUAUCUGAAAGAAAACUAUCCCGGCGUGCAUCUAAUUCAAAUGAAAAUUAUUCAGAAGAUUUUGAUGAUUCAGAUAGGCAAAAACGAUCAGUGAGAGAUGGAUCUUCAACUGAUACAAGUCAUAGAAGUUCACAUAUUAGGGAACGAAAAUCUAAAUCAAAUGAUUCUACACCAAAGGUACAUCGACGAAUAUCAGCGAGUGCAAGAAAAGAAUCAACAAAAAAAACUUGGCAAAUUAUAUUUUAUACAUCAAAUAGUUCAAAAGAAAAUAUUCGAAAACAAAAAAAUUCUUUACCACAAAAUAGUUUAUUACAAUUUUCAUUUUUAACAAAUAAUAAAGAAAAUGAAACUGAAAUUCAUGAAAUUAACAUGAAAGAAUUAACAAAAAAAUCAGAAUCAUCUAGACAAUAUUCAGUUUCAACUGAAUUUAAAAAUAUUGGAAAACCAGAACAAAUUCGAUUAAAAAUUCAUACCACAGAAGACGAAGACGAAGACGAAUAUGAAGAUUAUCAAUGGUAUCUUGAUUAUAUUGAAGUCAUUGAUCCAGAAACUCAAUCUCAUUUAACAUUUCCAUGUAACCAAUGGAUUCGUCCGUCACAAGAAAAAACCCUUCAACUUUCUCAGAAUGUUCUUCGAGAUAAACCAAAACGAAGAAGUUCUGCAAGUAGUUCAAGUUCAUUUUCAAAUGGCAAAAAACAUCAACAAGCUCAAAAAAUGGAACUAAAACGAAAAUCUUCUUCAAGUAGUUCAAGAUCAUCUUCGAUUGACAAAGACCAUAAACAAUCUCCAAAAGUUGUACAAAAAAGAAAAAUUUAUAUAAGUAGUUCAAUACCACAUUCAAAUGAUAAAAAUCAUGAAGAGUCUUUAAAAAUUGAACCAACAGUCAAAACAUCUUCUCGUUCAAGAAGAUCAUCUAAUUCCUCAAAACAAUCACAAGAUAAAGUUAAUUCAGCACGUCGAAAUUCAGUAGAUAAUCAAUCAAAUCAAAGUGAAAAAACAACUCCUCGUAAUGAUAUUACUAAUAGAGAAAAUAAAACUCGUUAUCGUGUUAUAAUUUAUCCAUCAGAUAAUGAUGAUGGAGAAUUUAAUCCAAUUCAAGAUAGUCAAAUGUUUUUACGUCUUAAUGAUCAAACUAAAGAAACAAAUAUAAUAGAUAAAACUGAUCAAUUACAUCCAUGUCCAGCAUUUGAUUCAGGUGAAAAACAAGAAUUUGAACUUGAUUUGAUACAAGAUAUUAAUGAACAACCAAAGAAAUUAACAAUUGGUUAUAUUAAUUCUCAUAGUACAGCAAAAACAUGGAAACUUGAAAAGAUUGUUUUAAUUAAUGUUAAAACUGGCGAUGAAACAACAUUUCUAUGUAAUGAAAGUCUUAUUCGAAAUGAAUCAAAUUCUCGUGCUGAAAAAACAUUUGAAAUUCAAUUAAAAGAAUUAGAUGAUAAAGGUAAAUUAAACAUUUAA
Messenger RNA from Rotaria sp. Silwood2, 2715 nucleotides. Lineage: Eukaryota; Metazoa; Rotifera; Eurotatoria; Philodinida; Philodinidae. The record is from the annotation of a GenBank genome assembly.